GCUCCGGUCCUGCUCUGCUCACAACAACAAACCCGCCUUCCAGGAGGAGAACAGCAGCUGGAGAGCGAAGGAAACACACUUAACAUGUAGUUUUGUCAACAUAUCACUCGGUAAAGUUCCGUGUUUGUGGAUAAAAACGGCUUGAAAGGGGGAGAAAAGCUCGUCGAGUCCAGAUUUUUGGUCAACAGAAGCAGCUGUCCGCUUCACUGUGCAUGGAGAGCAGAGCUGCACGGAGAGGAUGAAGAUCUGUUUGCCGGUGUGAGUUUCUGCGAUGCGAUCUGCUUUCCUAAGGCCUCCAGAAGCUGAAAACAGGCUGUCAUUGACAGAGCCAGUGAUCCCUCUGAGCCGCCACCAUGGCCCUGGUUCAGGCUCUGCCCAUUUCUGCUGAGCCCCACAACGCCGGCCUCAGUGGAGGAGCUCGCAGACGACACCCCUCCGGCCCGUCGCCCCCCGUCAACCCGCCGCCCUCCGCUCUGGACCCCAUGGGUUCCGUCGGCAGCCUCAUCAGCGCCCGACCCGGCCCCUACCAGGACCACCGCUCUGGAGUGGAGCUGGGAGCCAGAGGCCGCCGACCCACACCGGGAGCUUCCUGUCUGGGCUCCGAGUCGCCCCAGGACCCGCUGCUGCAGAGCGUCCCCCCGCUGAAGAAGCAGAGCUCCACGACGUCCAACAGAGGCCUGGAGAAGGACGGCGGUAACGGGAACUAUACCUACGUCAACGAGGACUAUGUCGGCGACUGGAACGAUAACCACGUCACACCGACCAGUCCAGGAAGCGACGCCGACGAGACUAAAGACGGAUCAGGGUUGAAUGGAAACCUGGGGGGGCCUCCUCCAAAACUGAUCCCAGUGUCAGGAAAACUGGAGAAGAACAUGGAGAAAACAGUGCUGCGGCCCACUGCCUUCAAACCCGUCAUUCCCAAGAGUCGAACCUCCAUGCAAUACCUGUCUCCUCGCCACUGUGCCAACGUACCGGAAAGCCAAAACAACCUGAACCUGCUGAGCCCCGCCCACAGAGAGGCGUCGCCCUCCUGCGCCGAGAAGCGCAGCUCCUACAGCGGCGGCCGGAACGUCGGUAGUCAGUCCUGCUCGCUGUCCGACUCGGGUCGCAACUCCCUCUCCAGCCUGACGCCUUACAACGGCGCCCCCUACGGCCUGGCGUCCGGAGAGGCUUCGGCCGGACACCUGGAGCCCGUGAAGAGCGCUCCGCCGGUCAGCGCCGCCCACGGACACUCCAACUCCGACAGCGGCCGCUCGUCCUCCAGCAAGAGCACCGGCUCCGGGUCGCUGAGCGGCCGAGGGCAGCCUCUGUCGGACAGCGGCUCCAGCGGUCGCUCUCCUGGACCGGUGGACGGAUACGAAGGAGUGGUGAGGGACCUGGAGGACAAGCUGAGGGAGAGAGACCUGGAGCUGCAGCAGCUCAGAGACAACCUGGACGAGAACGAAGCUGCGAUCUGUCAGGUUUAUGAGGAGAAGCAGAAGCGCUUCGAGCUGGAGCUGGAGGAGUUGAGGCAGAGCUGUGCCACCAGGAUGCAGGUCGCCUCUCAGAAGGCCCAGCGAGCUCAGCAGGUGCUUCAGCUGCAGGUUUUCCAGCUCCAGCAGGAGAAGAAGAAGCUGCAGGAGGACUUUGCUCAGCUUCUGAAGGAGAGGGAGCAGCUGGAGGAACGCUGCACCUCCUACGAACACGAGAAGAUCCAGCUGGGGCCUCGGCUGGAGGAGACCAAGUGGGAGGUGUGCCAGAAGUCGGGGGAAAUCUCGUUGCUGAAGCAGCAGCUGAAGGAGGUCCAGGGAGAGUUGGCUCAGCGCGUCGGGGAGAUCGUGUCGCUGCGAGGUCAGCUCAGAGAGACUCGAGGCGAACUGACCAACACCCAGGUGCAGCUCCAGGAGGCCCACGGCUCGACCCGAACACGAACCCUGGAGCUGGAGGUCUGCGAAAACGAGCUGCAGCGUCGCAAGAGCGAAGCGGAGCUGCUGAGAGAGAAGGUGGGACGUCUGGAGGGAGAGCUGGCUCAUCUCAGAGAUGCUCUGGCCAGUCAGGGGCCGGGAAACAGACAGUGUCAGGUGUUCCAGGAAGCCGAGGACCAUCUGCUGGCCUACGAGAGCGACGAGGCGAAGGCCCAGCGGCAGAGCAGCUCCGAGGGCCUGCAGAACGUGAAGGUGCAGAUGGACAGGAUGAGAUCCGAGCUGGCCUUCGAGCGUCAGAGGGCCGAGCAGCAGACGGGAAGCUUCGAGGAGGAGAGGAAGAUCUGGCAGGAGGAGAAGGACAAAGUGAUCCGCUACCAGAAGCAGCUGCAGCAGAACUAUGUGCAGAUGUACCGCAGGAACCGAGAGCUGGAGCAGCUUCUGCAGGAGCUCAGUCUGGAGCUGGAGAGCAGAGAGGACGACGAGAGCAGCGGCAACGAGAUCAACUUUGAUGAGAUCGCUGCGACAGAAAUCUGAUCCUCACGUCUGUCCUUUUUUUUUUAAAAUUUGCACUACUGUCGGCUAAAUGUUUUCUUCUACACGUCACAGAUCUGAGGUCUGGACUACGAAGCCGGAUUAGCGGGUAUGUUGAGCUUUCAGUAUCACGAAGGCGGCUCUCUUUACCUGCUAGAUCUCCAUGGUAACUGAUGCUGUGGAGCUAGAUCUCCAUGGUAACCGAAGCUGUGGAGCUAGAUCUCCAUGGUAACUGAUGCUGUGGUUAGAGUUUACUAAUUUCACUUUGACUUGGCCAAAAGUUAAAGUGAUUUCCUGCAUUAUGGGGCAGUGUCAGACCUAAAUGCUCUUCAGGACAACAUCAUGUUGAACCCUUUAACACCCAAACGUCAUACAGGCCGCCUGGAUUUUUUUAUUUGGGCUGUAAAAGAGCCAGAAAUCACUUGAUUGCGUGAUUGCUUUUACACUUUUUUUCAGAACAACCUAAGCUUUCAAUAUCUAGCAUAAACUAUGUGUUUAGACAACAUAACAAUAGUUUAAAGUGGAAAAAAAAACAAAAAUUGACUUGGAUUUUUCAAGAUUUUACCAAAUUAGGAACCUGAGUUGAACAUGAACAAAAUAUUAGACAACAAAAAUUUAAAAUAUGAACUAUAAUAAAUAUUUACAACAAUUUUAAUUUUAUAAUACUUGUAAAAUGAGAGCGGCGGCACUUCUGUGGGAUUUAAAGGGUUAAAUAUAUGAAGUUAAACAGUUAUAAUGUGCAGCUUUAAGUUAGAACUCAGCGGCUGCAGUGAAUCCGUAAAAUAAAUACGUUAACGCUCGAUUAGCAGUUUCUAUCAGCAUUCCUGUCUGGCAUCAUGCAGUAGCAGCACGUUUUAAUAUUCCUAGUUGUUCUCCGUUAAAACAACCUGUUGCACAGAGUUUAAAGCAGAAAACCACCUCAGUGACUCCUGCUGACUCUGACUGGGGUUUUAGUUUCUGUAGUUUUUGCUGAGCCGACCUACAAAGAAAGUCCGGUUGUGUCUGACUGGCUUUGUGGUUCAGCCCUCAGCUCUUCUGUCGGUCUGUUUGUUGACGUCUUAAAUUAGUUCUGCCUCAUCGGUCGGGUCCAGGAGUCUCAUUUGGAAGCCGUGGACCUCCGCUAGCCGUCAGCAGGUCACCUCAGCCCUCCACUGAUGUCUCCACAUCAGAGUCCUGCUCCUCUUUCACAGUUUUAGAAGUUCGUAGGGAGAUUCAUCGGCUGUGAGCAACUUCUCCCAACCUUUCCAUAUCCUCUGUUGUGACUCCACCGUCCCUGCUGGGUUUUACACUCCCACUCGGUGUUAGCAUUCAGGUCUCAUUAGUCCCGUUAAUCUGGAUGGAGCCCACACUGUUGUCGACUGACAGCAAACGUGGGCUUCAACACAUUCAUCGUGUCAUGAGAAGAGUGAGUGAAUCAGAGUCAAGUGCUGAUGGCGGCGGCUGAAGCCUUUGUGUGUAAACUGCACCAAGACCAACAAGUAAACGAAAUCUCGACUUAAUUAACAAGAGUAGGGAGAUAAAUUUGAAUUUUUUCAGCAAUAUAUGGCACAAAUUUGAUGUUUCUGUACUCCAAUCUUGGGGUCUAGCUCCAGAAAAACUAAGUUUAAUUCUCCUUAAAGGUGAAGUAUUCAAUUCUAAUCAAAUUUUUGCCAAAUUUAACAAAUAUCUCGGUCUUAGCUCUUUGUACUGUGAGGAAAAGUCUGAUGUUGGUGCACAGUCCUGGCUCUGCAAAUGGGAAACAGGGCACAUGCUAACUAGCUAAAUAUGCUAAAUCAUCAGUCUUUCUCCACCUUUAAAUCGCAGUCUAAUGCACAGGGAUUAAACACUAAUAACUCCUUACAUUCAGUGCACUUAUCAGCUUUUCUCUCGCACACAAACAUUUCUGCAGCACUUUUAAAACAAGUGUCAAAGUAUUAUCUGACGUCAGAACGUUGGAUUGAAUUAAUAUCCUGGUAAUUAACCCUCCUGUUGUCCUCAAUUAUGGGCACAAAAAACAUCCAAAAAUUCUACAAAAAAAUUCCCCAAAUUUCUGAAAAUUUGCAAAACCUUCAGGAAGAAAAUUCCAACAAUUCCUGAAACGUUUAAUUUUAAAAAAAUCCCCCAAAUGUGGCAAGAAAAUUUUUGUAAAUAUUUUCAAAAAUUAGUAAAAAUAUUCCAAAAAAAUCCUAAAGAGAUUACAUAUAUAUCAGUAAAACUUCUAAUAUUUUCUUUAAGAACAUUCACAAAAAUAAUCAACCAAAAUCCAGCAAAAUUCGCUGGAUUUUGGUUGAUUUUUAUGUGAAUGUUGAUAAGAAACAUUUUUAACAUUUCUUUUUUCCCACCAAAAAAUGUUCAAAGAUUUCUCAAAAAUGCUGAAAAUGUGGACAUCAGAAGUUUCACUGUGAAAAUAGAUUUUUUUCCACAUAUUCAAACUUUAAAACGGGCCAAUUUGACCCGCAGGACGACACGAGGGUUAAGAUUAAAUAAUCUGUACGUCAGACAUUUUAUUUUGAAAAGCACAGCUGUGAAUAAUAACAACUGAAUGGCUCAAUAUAUUGUUGUGUAACAUUGUUAAAUGUAUUUUUACGCACCUUUCAUAGAGGCAGGAGAAAUGCACUACAUUUAGUGAGAAUGCUGCAGUACAGGAUCUCAUUCUUUCUGCACUACAGCCGUCAGUGUGGCAGUGAAACUGCUGAGUCUGUUCUAUCAGAUCAGCUAAGAGGAAAUUAGCCCUCAUUAACUUAAUUAUUCACGACUGUGCUUUUCCUGCUUGAAAUGUCGUCUGUGAAAAAGGCCAACAGGAAAACAGAUUUAUUUAUUUUUCUCUAUAAAGACGAGUUAGCAUGGUUUUUUGGGGGUUUAUUUUUGCAUUCUACUUUACAUUCCUCUGAUCCAUGCAAACAGUUUGUAGAAACACUCUGCAGAUGCUACAGAAGUGGGAGAUGAUGUGAAACUUGAUGCAUUUAUCACUCAUUAUUCACUUUACAGUCUCCAGCUGCAGCUGCUCUGCCUGGAUGUAUGUUUGGUCCAAUCUGUGGACGUGUCCAGCUGUUGCUGUUUGAACCUGCUGUCCUUCUGUGACAGAUGUGCUUAUCUGUUUAUUUAGGAGUUGAGAGCAGACAGUGAAAGCAGCACGCUACUGCUGCAUGCCGUCAGUGUUAAAGGCAUUAAAAACACAUCUGUUACAGCUGUAAUCAUAAAUGUAGGCUCGGCUACGUCUGUCUCAGUGAAAGCUGCUGAACCAGCUCCUCCAGUUUUCUGUCUUGGUGCCUGACAGACUUUUUAUAGAGUCUAUCGGCUGCAUGUGUCAUAGUGCAGCUCUUAUGGUUUCAAUGUCAUACAAAGUCACAACUGUCAAAGCUGCACUAUGACACAGUAGCAUGUUAGUUCUCCCUCAGCUGCGUCUGUCAGGCACAAGUCUGCACGUUGCAUAAAGACAGAAAACUGGAGGAGCUGGUUGAGCAGCUGUAUGGCUUCAGCUCUGGAAUGACACACAUGUCAUUGUGCUGUUUGUGUUGAGUGGCUGUAGUGCAGCAGUAGUGUGUCUGAAUGCUGCACGACUCCUAAAUAAACACAUCUGUCACAGAAGGACAGCAGGUUCAAGUGGGAACAGCUGGACGUGUCCACAAACUGAACCACGGCAGCAGCCAAAGUCCGAACAGGGACCGUAUAACCAGGAAGAGCUGCAGCUGGAUGCGGUUGGAGUUUUCAAAAUGAGUAAUAAGCGAUAAAUGUCACAUCAAUGUUUCUAUAAAAUAGGCUGGACCAGAGGCAAUGUACACUAGUCCACAGAAAUCUUCUUGUUGUGACCUUUGAGGCAGUUUCUGGCUACUCCAGCAUAUUUACUACCUAAAAAAUGAAGGUACUUUAUCAUGUUAACCUUCCAUGGAUGUGCAACACUGUCUACAUGAGGAAAACUACAAAUUUCUGAGGCAUAUUUAACCCUCCUGUUGUCCUCAUUCAUGGGCACCAAAAAUAUUGUUUCUUUGUCUGGAAAAAAAAUCCAAAAAGUCAUCAAAAAAAUUCCCCAAAUUUCUGAAAAUUUGCAAAACCUUCAGGAAGAAAAUUCCAAUAAUUCCUUAAGUUUCCCUUGAAAGUUUUAUUGUAAAAAAUCCCCCAAAUUUGGCAAGAACAUUGUUGUAAAUAUUUUCCAAAAAUUAGUAAAAAUAUUCCAAAAAAAUCCUAAAAAUAUCUAAAGUUAUUCCAUAUAUAUCAGUAAAACUUCUAAUAUUUUCUUAAGAACAUUCACAUAAAAAUCAACCAAAAUCCAGCGCUGGAUUUUGGUUGAUUUUUAUGUGAAUAUUCUUAAGAAACAUUUAACAUUUCUUUUUUUCCACCAAAAAAUAUUCAAAGAUUUCCCAAAAAUGUAGAAAAUGUGGACAUCAGAAAUGUCAUUGUGAAAAUAUUUUUUUUCCACAUUUUCAAACUUUAAAACGGGUCAAUUUGACCCUCAGGACAACACGAGGGUUAAAGUUACAGCAGCGACACUAUAUCCAAAUCUACAAUGUAUUUAGUCUCACGGUACACAGUGGAUCCUCACAUCUCCUGCACCAACUGGGGUUUCAGUUGAGUUUCUGGCAAAGUAAAUACAGCUAAGACGUGUUUCUCAGCACUAAAGCACACCCACGGCUGUUUUUUUUAUCUCCUAAUCAGAGAAAACACUAGCUGGUUGAUUGCUGUGUGGGCGACGCUUUAAGAUUCGUGUACUGAAUGAUGUUUUUGGUGUAAAACUACUCUGACCUUUAAAGGAUAGAACCCGUUUUGUGUAUAUUUACUUCCCUGUACAACACGACGAGACACUUUUUGUUCCUCUUAUGACUGCUGAUUGAAGUACUGUCCUGUGUAAAUAACCCCCAUCCAACACGUGUUAAAUCCUCCACAAACACAAACAUAGCCACUGUGAAUAGACCAAAGCAAUGUCGCACACGUUCUAUUUUGCUCCUGCGGACACGACGCCUGUAUAUUACCGUUGGUGUGGAUGUUUGUUCCGGUUCCUCAGUAUAAUUUUAUAAUCCACGAUAUUUGUAUGAAGACAUUAAAUGUAUAUUUUCAUGCUGUACAUUUCUUGAACAAAACCCACUAUGGUUUUAAUUAAAAAAGACAAAACUUAA
Molecule: messenger RNA, 7525 nt
Organism: Amphiprion ocellaris (clown anemonefish)
Lineage: Eukaryota; Metazoa; Chordata; Actinopteri; Pomacentridae
Product: leucine zipper putative tumor suppressor 2 homolog
Exons: 7
Coding region: 354-2438 (694 amino acids)
Biological process (GO): negative regulation of canonical Wnt signaling pathway; cell division
Source: RefSeq, a predicted model, not a curated record